Biomphalaria glabrata is the source of this 5538-nucleotide messenger RNA. Its product is annotated as leukocyte receptor cluster member 8 homolog. The record is from RefSeq and is a predicted model, not a curated record. Gene Ontology annotation, cellular component: nucleus. The transcript has 17 exons. Bases 182 to 2653 code for a protein of 823 amino acids. NCBI's taxonomy places the organism in Eukaryota, Metazoa, Mollusca, Gastropoda, Planorbidae.
UUUCCGGAAUUUUUCCGCCAUUUUGAUCGAGCGCAGUAUCUCUACACUCACGCGAUCAACUACUUUCCUGUUUUAGAUCGUCUAGAUCUACAUUUCUUUUUUUUUAGGUACUUUGAUAAACUGACCUAGAGUAAAGUGCGAAGUUCGAGCAGUGCCGAUUUGACAAGAGUAGUGAUUUGUGAUGGCAACAAUGACAACAGACUUAAAACCAGAAUGGAUGACUGCUCUAAAAGCCCUUGAGGAUCAGAAUAAACCAAAAGAAUUUCCAGACCGCCCAGAAUGGACCAAUGCCAUGAAGGCAUUGCAAAAUAUAAAAUCAACCAACAAAGGAUCAAAGAAUAAUGAUGACAGUGAUGGGACAGAUCAGGACAGUAAAGACUUAAAAAGCACAAGUUCAUCAGAAAACUCUACUAAUUUUCAAAAUGGACUAGAUAUGGGUGGUCCACCUAUACCACCUCAUAUGAAUCAAGGACCUCUUCAGAAUCCAUAUGCUUUUGGUUAUCCUCCACCAGGCAUGGGAUACGGGCCUCCAAAUGGGUAUUUACCCUAUGGCUAUAGCAAUUAUGGUUAUGGUGGACCAGGAUUUAUGGGUGGACCUUAUGGAGCACCACCGCCAUGGGCAAACAACUUUGGACCAGGUAAUUACAGUAAUAAUCAAGGUCCCCGUGGACAUCUACCACCAAUUGGUCCUAGGCCAGGUUCUUUUGGGAGCCCAGCAAUAGGUUCUUCAGAGCAUCCCAAUUUUAGAGGACCACCUCCUCAAAGAUAUUCCUUUAAUGAUGAGAACAGAGAAGAGGAUAACAGAGGAUUGGAUAACCAACAUGAAAAUACCUCAACAGAUUUUAUGAACCUCACUCCUAGAGGAAAUAUGAGAAAAGCUCCAGGGGUUUCUGGAAUUCGGUUUCAACUUCCGAAACGCAAAAAUGCUAAUGGCAAUAUUGUGGAUAACCCAUUACACACUCCAAACAAUAAAUUCUCCCCUGGAGACACAUCUCACCUAUCAUUCACAAAAUCUAAUUCUGAAAGUGGUAUGAAAAUCAGCUCAGACAAAUUAUCUGAGGAUUCAAAAAGUGGUAACCCAAAAGACCCAGAAGCUGCAGGAGAAUGGCCUCAGCCAUUAAAAGAUUAUGUGCAAAGAGCAUUUGCUUCUGUUGUUAAUGAAAGCCAAAAAGAUCAGGUCGAGAGAAUUCUCAAAGAAAAAUUAACAAAAAUUUUUAACUCACCUGGUGGUGCUAAUGCUGUUAACUGGGAAUCUGAACCAUUACCAGUUUUUGAUCUGAACCAGGGUGAAAUAGGCCAGUCAAAGUUUGCUAGAGGUGGAAGAGGGAUGCAUUUUCAACAUGGGAGAGGCUCCUUAGGUCAAAGAACAAUGGGUAUCCCACAAAGACCAUUAUAUUCCAGAGAUCGUGUGCCAACUUAUAGAGACUCAAGAAGCCGUUCUUUUUCUAGCUCAUCUAGGUCUUGGUCAAGGUCUAAAUCUCGCUCACGGUCACGCUCUAGUUCCCCAGGGAGAAGAAGAAAAAGAUUUCGACGUAGCAGUGACAGUCGAAGCCCAUCAUCAGAAUCUAAUAGAUCAUUUUCCCCAAGAGGAAAAUUUACAAAAAGUAGAGGUCGUGGAUCAAAAACACCAAGAGGCAGGGGUAGUAAAAUUACAGCGAAAGGCGAAGGUGAAACUCUGACACUAUCGACAAAUAAAAAGAACAAAAAAGUGAACCAUUUUAAAGGAUCCUUAAAAUUUACUCUUGAUGACAAUGAUCCAAUGAAAAAAGAAAGAAUGGAAAUCAGAGCUGCUAGAUUUGCUGGUCAACUCAGCAAGCCAAGACAGAAAAUAUCUAUAACUGUGAAUGAUUCCAUGAAUUCAAGUAUGAAAGAUGAAGAUAUUGAUUUGGAAGAAUUCACUGUAGUGGGAACUUGUCAAGACAUAGAGAAGCCCUACCUUCGACUUACAGGGGCUCCUGAUCCAAAACAAAUUCGUCCUUUGGUAGUGUUGAAAAAAGCCCUGAUAAAUGUUCAAGAGAAAUGGCAGAAAAAAACAGACUACAGAUAUGCUUGUGAGCAGUUAAAGUCUAUCCGGCAGGAUCUCACAGUGCAAGGUAUACGAGAUGGAUUUACUGUUCGUGUUUAUGAAACGCAUGCUAGAAUAGCCAUGGAAAAGGGUGACCAUGAAGAGUUUAACCAGUGUCAGACUCAGUUGAAGCUUUUGUAUCAUGAAGGAUUAAAAGGAAAUCAACUAGAGUUCAAGGCAUACCGAAUUCUUUAUUACAUAUAUACAUCAAAUACUUUAGAUUUAACAACUGCAUUGGCUUCAUUGACCCCUGAGUGUAGAAAAGAUGAAUGCAUAAAGCAUGCUUUGGAUGUUCGAAUAGCAUGGUCCCUUAAUAAUUAUCACAGGUUUUUUAAAUUAUAUGAACAGGCUCCCAAAAUGUCAGGGUAUCUGAUGGAUUGGUUUAUUGACAGGGUCCGUAAGAGUGCUCUCAAGCUGUUGCUCAAAGCGUAUCGACCAUCUCUACCAGUUGAGUUUUUCAAGAAAGAGUUGGCAUUUACAGACAAGAGUAAAUGUUUGGAAUUUCUUCAAGAAAAGGGGGUGACAUUCACAGACAACAACACCAAUAUUGACUGUAAAGCUAACAUGGCGGUUGUUCAGACUUUAUAGCAAAUGUUUCUUUUUUUUUAAAUUUUAAAUUUGUUUGUUUUCCAAUCUGUGAUAGUGCAUCAAAGACAAUUAUGUGAGUCAUUCUCACUGGGACAAUCCUUUAUGUCACCCUCAUAAGGAAUUCAUACUCUUCAUUGGUUUGUGGCUUCAGAUAUUAAAAAGACAUUUAAUUAAAGACCCUGAUUUCUUAGCAUGUUCAUGUUGUGUUAAGACCACCCAUCUAACCCAUUCAGUCUGGCCUCUACCCAUUUUCCUUUCCCCUUCAGGUCUCAACAUGCCAUGCUAGCACAGAAAUCAUUUGCAUCUACUAUUCAAUUUAUGAAUAGGGAAAACAUAGAAAUUAAAGAUUUUGUCACUUACUGCUCCUAGCCAUCUUACUUGGUCAUGUUUUCACGGCAAAGUCCUGGAGAAAUUUCAUUGUAUAUCCUUAAAUAAUAAAUUAUAUACAGUAUUUAGUCAAGCUUAUGAUGUCAAUCAGAAAAUGAACAGCAAAUACAGAUAUUUAAUUAUUGUACAGUUUACAGAAAGGAAACCAGAUGCAGCCGAAUAGGAUCAAUAAAAAUACAACAGUACCAGUUAGUUUUGACAGAAGAAAAUAUCUGACAAGAAAUUUAGUGCAUAAACAUAUCAGUGGCAAGUUAAAUAGUCAGGUAUUGACUGUGAUGUGACUGCAUUAGACUGACUUCCUUGGCAUUGCAAGCACCAAGAUUGAAGAUGUUAAAAGCCUAGUUAUCAGAAUUUUGUGGAAACAAGAAAUAACUACAUGGUUGUCCUAGUAUGUAAUCAAGAGAUGAGAAUUUUCAAAGAGCAGAUUAAUAUGCUGUCAGUCUUUUAGAUGAUAGGUGAUUAGCUGACUGCACAAAGCUAAAGAUGUAUAUUUUCACUGCAACUUCAAGUUUACAAGCCAGCAUCUGAUGAAUAGAUUCACCAUUAUCUUAGCAACAAGCAACUGAUAGAUGACUUCAUAUUUAUGUUAGAGACGAGCAACAGAUGAACAGACUUUACCAUUAUCUUAGAAAGAAGCAACUGAUAGAUGACUUCACCAUUAUCUUAGAAAGAAGAAACUGAUAAAUGACAUUUAUGUUAGAGACGAGCAACAGAUGAACAGACUUCACCAUUAUCUUAGAAAGAAGCAACUGAUAGAUGACUUCACCAUUAUCUUAGAAAGAAGCAACUGAUAGAUGACUUCACCAUUAUCUUGGAAAGAAGCAACUUAUAGAUGACUUCACCAUUAUCUUAGAAAGAAGCAACCAAUACAUGACUUCACCAUUAUCUUAGAAAGAAGCAACCAAUACAUGACUUCACCAUUAUCUUAGAACGAAACAACCAAUAGAUGACUUCACCAUUAUCUUAGAAAGAAGCAAGUGAUAGAUGACUUCACCAUUAUCUUAGAAAGAAGCAAGUGAUAGAUGACUUCACCAUUAUCUUAGAAAGAAGCAAGUGAUAGAUGACUUCACCAUUAUCUUAGAAAGAAGCAACAGAUGAACAGAUAACUUUAUCAUUACAAGAAACAAGCAAUGUCUCACCAAUAUGUAACAGCUGCCAGGAUGAAUUUAAUAAGCCAACACGUUAGAGCUAGAAACAUGUAACAGCUGACAGCAAGUUGAAAAGCAACUAAUGAUUAGCUAACUGCACCAUUAAUUCAAAAAGACACAAUUGCACUCCAUCACCAUUGCCUUGAAGAAAAAACAGUACAGGAAAAGCUUAGAUGCAUGGACUCUAACAAGAGAUGAAUAGAUGACUGCAGACACAAGCAAGAGAUCAAUAGUUGAAUUCAGACACAAGCAAGAGAUCAAUAGUUGACUCAGGCCAGAGAUGAAUAGCUGAUUGCUGACUCUGGCAAAAGAUGAAUAAUUGACUGCAGACACAAGCAAGAGAUGAGUAGGAAAUAUUGCUCAGAGAAACACAAGAAAUCAUUAUUUUCAUUAAGGUAGAGCAGUGAGUGGCAAACUUUUUUUUUCUGUUUUUUUUUCAAUUGGGGAAAAUUACUUGUGGGUAGGGGGAUUUUAGGAUAAAGUGCAGGCACUACCAACAUAAAGAACAUUGUGUGUGUCCAAGCAAGUGAUGACUUCAAGAUCUGCUGGAGGCUCUCUGCUGAUGAUGUAUUAUAUACUCAUGCUAAUGCUUUAGCUUUGUUUCAGGUUGACAUGAUCCUCAUAUUGUUUAUAAUGAUUCAUGUAAAUAGAUUUUCUUAGAAACUUACUUUUGAAAAGUGUGUGUGUGUGUAUGCUACAAACAUCUGCAUUGUGAAUCAAGUUUAAAUGUUGGUUUCAAUGAGUUCACUUCUUAAAUGGAGACCAAAAGUUUUAUCACUACCAUUAUAUAAUUCAUUUCUCAUGAAACUUGUAUUGGUCUUUAAACACUCUAUAAACAAUGCUUUAUAGCACCUGGAAAUGUUGUAAGUACAGCUCUCUAACUUUAAACUUCAUUCAUACAUAUUGAUAUUUGUAGCAUUUGUUGUUGAACAUUAGAAGAGCUCUGUAGUCUUACUUGUUCUAGACAUUGACUUUGUCUUCUUGCUUAGACUUUGAAAGACUUAUUGUGUUCAUUUAUUUUUUUUUUUUUAUCAUUAAUUUCACAACUCUAUUCAAGGUAAGCACCAAUGUUUAAUGUUAGGUUUGAAGAUAAAACAACUUUGGUAAGUUCACAUGUGUAACUGGCAUCACUGAUUGGUGCAGGCUGACUUCAAGAGUUUUGAAAUGCAUUUUCUUAUUUCAUAAGUUUGUGGUCUCUUAUUAUUUCCCCUCUUUAUGAUGUUGUAUGUGUACACAAGGAAAUGUUGUAGUGAUCAUUCAAUGUUGUCAUUGUUUCAACUGAUCAUUCUAUUCACCUCCUAUGUAUUUUUUCAGACAAUGAUUUUUCAAGAAUAAAGUAAUCAAAACAAA